GGAAGCGGAAGUAGCUGCUGUGAUCCCGGCUGAUCCGGACCUGGAGGAAGAGGGCGGUGGGCUCUCUGUUUUCACUCAGGAAGAGGGUCGUGCUCCGGGGUGGGGGGAAGGCAGCACCAUGGACCCGAGCGCCUUGGAGCAGGACGCCGUCAAAUUCGCCCAGGUGGCGGUGAGAAGCGACCAGGGCGGCCGCUUCACUGAGGCCGUGUUUUAUUACAAGGAAGCUGCCCAAGCAUUAAUAUGCGCUAAUAUGGCUGGAUCGAAGUUGGAUGGUAUUCAGGAGAAAAUAAACGAGUACCUGGACCGAGUACAGGCUCUUUACUCUGCAGUUCAAGCACAGAGCAACACAGGAGCCCCUCUGAAGACAAAGCAGCAGAUGGAUCUGGAGCGUGCUCAUUUCCUGGUCACACAAGCAUUUGAUGAAGAUGAGAAGGGCAAUGCAGAUGAGGCUGUAGAAUUGUACACUGAAGGUGUUGAAUUGUGCUUGAAAACAGCUAAUGAAACCUCUGAUCAAACACUGCAGGGUAAAUUGAAACAGUUAGCUCGACAAGCACUGGACAGAGCUGAAGCAUUAAAAGACUCUGUGUCCAGAAUGCCUGCUGAAAGGAAACACAGUACAGGGAAACAGAGUCAGCCGGUUCGAGCCUUCCAGCCCCUGGGACCGGACUUUUCGCUGAACGAUAAACCACAGUUAUCUAGAGUUCAGGGUAGUGAACAUUCGACUCAUGGCCAGCUUUACUCCACAGAGGAAAUUGAGGUUCUACGGAAAACGUCUAAGAUCAAUAGAAUUGAAUAUGUGCCUUUCAUGAGUGUGGAUCUCAAAGAGCGAUUUGCAUUUCCAAUGCCAUUCUCGGACAGAGCUGGCAAACUGGUAUUGUCACCAAAGCAGAAAGCAUUAUUUUCCCGAUGGGUCCGACCAGAUGACCUCUGCAACAACCCUACAAUGAUCUAUACUGUAUCUAGUUUUAGUAUAAAGCAGACAGUGGUAUCAGACUGUUCUUUUGUGGCCUCUCUAGCCAUCGGUGCCGCAUAUGAAAGGCGUUACAAUAAAAAGUUAAUCACAAGUAUUAUUUAUCCUCAGAAUAGGAAAGGUGAGCCGGAGUAUAAUCCUUGUGGGAAAUACAUGGUAAAGCUCCAUAUCAAUGGUGUUCCCAGAAAGGUGGUCAUUGAUGACUACUUGCCUGUGGAUCACAAUGGUGAGCUACUGUGUUCAUACUCCAAUAACAAGAAUGAACUUUGGGUCUCUUUGAUCGAAAAGGCCUACAUGAAGGUUAUGGGAGGAUAUGAUUUUCCAGGCUCCAACUCUAACAUUGAUCUUCAUGCUUUGACUGGCUGGAUACCAGAGCGAAUUGCGAUGCAUUCGGACAAUCAGAAGUUUGAUUACGAGGGCACUUUCAGAAUGCUAUAUCAAAGGUUUCAUAAAGGAGAUGUUCUAAUUACCACAGCGACUGGCAUUAUGAGUGAGGAAGAGGGAGAGCGAUGGGGGCUCGUACCAACACACGCAUAUGCUGUUCUCGACAUCCGGGAAUACAAGGGUCUUAAAUUUCUUCAACUUAAAAAUCCAUGGAGCCAUUUGAGAUGGAAAGGGCGUUACAGUGACAAGGAUGAGAAAAGCUGGACCUUAGCUCUGCAGAAAUAUUUGAACUUUGAUCCCAAAACGGCACAGAAAAUAGACAAUGGAAUUUUCUGGAUUAACUGGGAGGAUCUUUGCCGGCACUAUGAUGUAAUUUAUUUGAGUUGGAAUCCUGCACUGUUCAAAGAGUCAACCUAUAUUCACAGUACUUGGGAUGCAAAGCAAGGGCCUGUGAAAGAUGUGUACAGCCUGGCUAACAACCCGCAGUACAAACUGGAGGUGCAAUGUCCACAAGGUGGUGCUGUAGUUUGGGUUCUACUGACGAGACACAUCAUUGACAAGGAUGAUUUUGCCCACAAUCGAGAAUUUAUAACAUUGGUAGUUUACCAGACUGGAGGAAAGAAGGUUUACUAUCCAAGCGAUCCUGCACCAUACAUUGAUGGAAUUCGAAUAAACAGCCCACAUUACCUGACAAAGAUCAAGUUGACCACGCCAGGCACAAAUACGUUUACCUUAGUGGUGUCUCAAUAUGAGAAGCAGAACACCAUCCAUUACACGCUCAGGGUAUACGCUAUGUGCAAAUACACAUUUUCAAAGAUCCCAUUUCCAUACACGCACUAUAAGAGGGUAAAUGGUCAGUGGAAAGGUCAGAGUGCAGGAGGAUGUGGGAAUUACAGAGACAGCUACAAGAAGAAUCCAGUGUAUCAAAUCACUGUCGAGAAAAUUGGGCCAUUGCUGAUCGAACUGCGUGGGCCCAGGCAAUACAGUGUUGGAUUUGAAAUGGUAACUGUCUCAACAGUGGGAGACACUGAAUUCCAUAAAAAGCCCAGUGGAGAUUACAGAUGUGGAUUCUGCUAUUUGGAAGUUGAGCGGGUCCCUGCAGGAGUUUACAAUAUCAUCCCCACAACCUUCCUCCCUGCUCAGGAAGGCCCGUUCUUCUUAGACUUGCACAGUGUCACAUCACUCAGGAUUACUCAGUUACAGUGACCCGAGGAACUAUAAUGACCGCCUUUAUCCUUGAAUCGUAUACAUUGCCUGUUAAGGGAUUUUUUUAGUUAAAAAGGGGACAUUUUCUCAGGCACCAGUUGGAAUUUACUCAUACAGAAUUUCUUUGAGACACUCCAAAGAAGGUGGUUACUGGUUCCACUGUAAUUCAUAUUAAGCAAAGUUAGUUCAAUAAGAAAGGAACUAAACUUGCUUGGUUCACAUUUUUAAAAAAUGAAGGAACUAUGUUAAUUUUUAUAUAAUCUUUACAGAAGUAAAUGUACAUAUUUCUAAUGUAGAAUAUAGCUGGGAAUCUUCUGCAAUUUAAUUUGUGGCUGUUCUCCUCCAGUAUUGCAAUCAAUUAACUAGGUUCAGGCUAGAACUAGAUUGGAUUACUUUCACGCGUGCUGAGUUGCAAACUGUGUUGCCGAACCUUUACAUGAUAAAGGAGUAGAAAUGUUUUUCAAGAACCUUCAAUCUACAUGAAAAGCAGCUGUUGAUGUUUACUGGAGUAACUCUGCAAUUUAGGGACAUGUGCAAUGUAUGUUGUAAAGACCAGUCAAUAUUUGUAAUCAUAAAUCAAUUUUUUAAAGGGUGGAUACUGGUCUGGUAAUUCUGAAUUUAGCUAUGUAUUUCUAUUACAGAUUAUAUAUUUUUAUCCAUUUUUUUGGUACCUAGCAUGCAUAAGAAUUAAAGUUAUGCAUCCACACAUUGGUUGUGGGAAAGCUGAAUUUACACUAUGGGAGAUACUAAAUCACUUAUUUCAAUACAGGAAACUUAUGCACAUACCUAAACAGUUGAGUUCCUAACAUCUUGGAAUAUGAAUUUUAAAAAUAAUGUGUGUAAAGUUUAUAGAGUUCAGGAUUUAAUUGGCCUUUUCAGUCCAUAUGUCUUAUGGUCUAGACAAUCUUUUUCACAGCUCAAUAAGACACUCACCCCCAGACAUCAGCUGACUCCAUAUAGUCAGAGCUUAUUUUUCUACCCCAUGUGGUCCAUACACAGCUUUAGGACAUGCCAAAGCACUUUAAGUGUAGUCACUGUUUUAAUAUAGGAAAUGCUACAACCAAUUUAUACACAAGAUCCCAAUCCAGCAAUGUGAUUAAAUACAGAUUAUCUGAUCAUGUGUGAUGUUGGUUGAGGGAAAACUAUUGGCUAGGAAGGUAGAACUCCUCCACUCUUCAGAAUUAUACCAUAAGGUUAGCAGGACCUUGGUUUAACAUCUUGUUCAGAUUAAUAGCACCUCAAACAGCAUUCUUCAAUACUGCACAGAUGUAUUAAACCUAGAUUAUGGAUUCAAAUCUACAAAAUGGAAGUUUAAAGCACAAUCUUCUGAGAAGUGAGUGCAACCUACUGAACUGCUGCUUAAAAUCAACUUAUUAAAUAGUUCUCCACACAUUAAA
Messenger RNA from Carcharodon carcharias (great white shark), 3957 nucleotides. It is a transcript of the gene capn7, whose product is annotated as calpain 7. The record is from RefSeq and is a predicted model, not a curated record. Gene Ontology annotation, biological process: proteolysis. The transcript is spliced from 21 exons. The coding region runs from base 119 to 2560 and encodes 813 amino acids. Lineage: Eukaryota; Metazoa; Chordata; Chondrichthyes; Lamniformes; Lamnidae. Gene Ontology annotation, molecular function: calcium-dependent cysteine-type endopeptidase activity.